CUCUGUGAGCGUCAGCCCAGGCAGUGGGAGGUGGGAGGAAGAGGGAGGGAGCAGGGGAGGAGGAUUAACCUAUGCUGGCAGUAAGGGACUCUGCAGCCCCUGUUACUCCAGGAAGCACGAGUUUUUAUUUUUAAUGAACUUCUGUAUGAUUUUAACCCCCACUGGCAGAGUCAGCAGCCUGCUUAUAUGAUAAUUAAUAAUUAACCCACACACACUGACUUGCAGGCCUGUCUGCUUUGCAUACUACUUUUAACUUAUUUUUUAGUGCCUCACACUCCUUUAUGCCAUGGCAGCUCGCUUGCUUUUUAGGGCUGUGAUCAUGGGCCCCCCAGGAUCAGGGAAAGGGACCAUUUCAGAUCGGAUAGUGAAGACAUUCGCCCUCCAGCACCUGUCCAGCGGAGACCUGCUCAGACUUAACAUCCAAAAGAAGACCGGUAAGGUGGGCAUGCAUGCCAGGGUGGCAUUCACACACCCUUCGGGGGAGGAGCUGGGUACCCAGGGCACAUGGCAUGGCCAGCACAUAUCUAGGUUAGCCUGUUAUUAGUCAAGGGAAUUUACAGAGUUGAAGGAAUUUUGUCAAAGUCACCGGUCCCAAAAGAGAUCCAUACAUAUACCUCCAUUCUUCAAUAAUACAUUCUAUGCAGAUAUGGAAUGCUGUAAGAUAAAGCAAAUAAAUAAAGUACUGCAGUUCAGCAUGUCACUAGGUCCUUGCUAUUUCUGCCAGGUAAUUUCUGUGUGGUCAACAUCAUUUACUUGGGAAAAGUAAACAGAUAGGAAGUCAGCACUAUAAUAAAGUUUUUGCAAUUCUAUGAACACUGUCACAAACUGGCACAGCAAAGAUACAGCAUUUGAAAGGACAAAAAUUCUAACCUUGAAAAUGCCAUAAUAACCCCAAAUAACUCCAAAUUCUAAGCCCCUCCACCUCCCCCCACACACUGACCCUUUAACCUCUUCCCUAAAUCAUCAACUGUAAAAGAAAAGUCUGAACCCCCAAACUUGCCUUACUGGUGUAAGUUAAUGGGACAUUUGGGAAAAGUACAUAUGACUCUAACUUUAAAAGUAAAUGUAUUUAAUGUUAGUGUUUUUCCUUUAGAUUAGGGCCCUCCAUUGAUAAAAUAAGUUAUAAAACCUACCUUUUUUUCAGAAUUCAGCAUAGAGAAGCAUUGCGGACACAAGGCGCAUGUAUUGCAAUUUCCGUGCUUUGCCAAUCUAAAGCUUCGUCUUUGUAAACAUUGGAUCCCUAGCUUCUUUAUGAGAAGUAUUGUCCACAUUUGGUCUUGUCAUGUUGUUUAUCAUGGCACAAAACAUGAAGAGCUAUGACAACUACUGUCAACCACUAGAGGAAUAUUUUAGACAAAAUAUAAACCGUGCUGCUUCUCAGAAAUUGUAAUGUUUUACAUUGCCAGACAAAUUAGUUGGCAUCUAUGCACCAAAACCACCCCAUGGCUUUGGUGCUGAACGUCUCUUUAAUUUGAAAACAUGACAUGUUUCAGAAAACCAAUAUCUUUCUACAUAUUUCUACCCUUUAAUCUACAUUUCAAGGAGAACCAUAGUUAUGUUUAUAUUCCAGUAAUUUUAAUACUAUUUACAUGGUAGUUGAUUAUAAUAAGGCACCAUUGUCCCAACAGCCUGAUAGGCCAAGCACUAAUCAUGGUCAUAAUCAGCUCCAAUAUAUUCACUUGGGAAUUAACAAGUUGAUAAUGGCCCUAGCAGUAGCUACUGUUCAAUUCUGGGAGUUUAUUUUUGUCUAUAAAUGCAGCUGUUCGUUCAUUUCCUAUAUACUUAAAGGGAGAAAAAAAAACCAAUGUAUAUUUCUUGCCAAGUCUCACACCACUAACUCUUUGAAGUGUGUGCCUGUCCUAGUGUCCUUUUCUGCAAAUAUGCAUUUUUAACUUGCACAUGCUUUUAAUUUCUUGUUUUGUAAAUGAGCCUUUGAAGUUUGAACUAACAAACAUAUUGGCAAUUAUAUCAGUAAAGGUAGCAAUGCUUGGCAGGCUGUAUAAACAAAAAGUGUUGGAUACAGAUUAGCUAGGUGAUUUGUCCCUACUGUUGAAAAACAUGUUCAGAGUCUUUCACUGAAGUGUGAAGUGUUAGGAAUUUGUAAUUAAUUUCAACUUUUAGGCCAAAAAUAGCUCAACUGUAAGUAUUGAUGAGUUGGAGAAUUUGACUAUUUUGUCUUCAACUUGACUCAUUUUUAACCCUGUCAGUAUUCUUGUAACUGAAAUGAAUAAAGCACUCCAAGUCAGCUGUAGUUUAUAUUCAGUGCUUUAACUAGAGUUUUAAAUUCCAUGGUGAAUUUACAUUUUGUGAAUAAUUCUGAAUUUUUUAAAUUUAUUUUUUAUUUCAGCAUGUUUACUUUUGGCUCUAUAAAGACUGGCUUAGUGUCAUGUUUGAGUUAAAAAAAAAGUUUAUUUGGGACAACGAUAUUUUGACUUGCUUUCCCUUGAGAAAAUAAACUGCAGACUCCAUUAAAUGGUGUAGCAAAACGAUCAUUAUGUCUCUUACACAAUAUUAUAGUGUUUGAGGUGAUCUAGGAAUUGGCGUUGUAGAAAAUGUUAAGUCCAUUUCUUGUGAUUCUGUUCAUCCUUUUGUUUUUCAUGGUAAGCAGAUGUGAUUUUUGAUCACCUGUAUUCACACCGGUAAGUACUCCAUAUUGUGUUUAUACAGGUGCUUUCCGUAAACCCAUUAGGCCACAUUUAUUUGCUUAGAUGUGACAUGGUGAUCUCCAGAUGUUACCCAUUGUUGGUUUUUGGGGUUUUAAGUCCCUAGUUUGGCUGGUAAUUUUUGCUUCCAGUGAUAUAAGCACUCUCAACCAUAAAAAGAAAAUAAAAAACCAAAUCGAAAUAUGUGACAUACCUUAUUUGAAAAUAUGUGCUGCAACACAAAACACAUAAACCGUUUCAAAUGAUAACGUGACUAUUAUUUUUUCAUUGGCAGACACAAUUAAUUUUUUUUAUAUGUCUACCACAUCCAUGCUUUCAAGGUCACUCAUAAUUACUAGAAAAAUAUAAACUCCUUUCAAAAAAGUUAAAAAUAAAUACAAGGUGACAUGGCUUUCACAAAUAAAGAUCUUAUACAGCAUUGGUAGAAAUUACCUCUCUGGUCUAUAUUUUAAACUUUGUAUAACACUGGAUUAAAGUCUAAUUUAAGUAAGAAUUUGUUAUUUUUUUACCAUAAUAUUAAUUUUAUUGAUGUUAAUGUACUUUUUCUAAAUCUCCUCUCCCCGCUUAAAGUUUUUUUUUACUGUUAUAUAAAUGAUUAAUUCACCUUUAUAAAACAUGUGGAGGGUUAUAUCAUUGUAUGCCUGUUAUGUCACUGUAAAUUAUUAUUUAAAAAAAAAAAAUUCCAAUUGGAAAUGCUAAAAGGGACACACUAGGUACCAUAACCACUUCAGCUUAGCAAAGGAGUUAUGGAAACAGGAUACCAUCUCUGCAGCCUUACCUUUUGACAAGCUGGGAAACUAGGACUGUAAAGUAGACCUCUUAGCUCUCCCGACAACCCCUGUGAAGCUGAGAAUGGCGUUUCCUGAUUCUCUCAUACCAUGAGUUGGUAUCAUAGAGUGGCUUGCAGGCCUUGUUCCCCAGAAGCAAGCAAACACCUUGAAGUCCAAAGUCUGUCUUUGUUUUUUUUUUUUUAAAUAAAAAAAGUCACAAAAACAUUAAAAGGGGGGAAAAAACAUAAGUAUAUGAAUUAAAUAUAUAACAUUCAUUUGGUCAAAUACAAAAAAAAACCCAUAACCUAUCACAUUCAUUCACCAUUCAUUCUGAUGCGAGAGUAGCAGUGAGCUAUAUAUUAGUCCCCUAUUCAUUUCUAGUUUUCCUAUUUGGAGAGCGUUUUCCAUCUCAGACUACUUCUGGGUUUUUAUUGAGAGAGAAGAAGCUCUCCUGUUUAGCCAGAUCUUUGUAGUACUUCAAUUGGUUAUUCAUUACAAAGUAUCUUUCGAACCAGUUUAACUGCCUCUGUUGUUUCCAAUUGCUAGCUAUACAUGAUUUAAGAGCAAGCACUAUAUGGAAAAUUAAGUUAAGGGGCCAAACAAAUAUCAUCUCCAAAAAGAGUUUCAAAAAGUGCACAGGUUUUGUUUUAGAUCAUCCAACUUUUCACACUAACAUCAGAUUUAGUAAAAGGAGUCUCUGGUGUUGUUUUAUAAUUAACAUUUUUAUCUAGUAGCAUUUAGAGUUUAGUGAAUAACCCAGUCUGGUUAGUUUUACAGAGAAGUGAUGUUUCUGGCUCUUUAGUUGCUGCUGGUUUAUGACUUCAAUGUGUCUUUAUUAUCUAAAUCCCCAAGGCACUUCUAAUGAAUCUAGCUUAACAGUUUGAGUGAUAAGCACACCAAUCAGUGAGACUUGAUCCUUUCCUGUGGUUCCUUGUAUGUUUUCAUUUACUAAGCAUAGAGCAUCCUAUUCAAGACAGGACUGACAAGAGUUUCUAUUUUCUUCUUAAUUUUAGGCAGUGCUAGCCUGGGAAAAUCUUCUUUUUAAAUUCUUAAAUGGCCUCUGCCUUCUACAAGGUCAUUCAUAGGUCACAGUCAGUGAGGUAUAGACUUCUGACAUAUACAUUGUGCUGGAGAAAUCACGAACAUAUGUAUAAAGGAACAUACUGAUCCUGAUGAUCGACAUUGCUUAGAUAUGUCAGGGAAUUCAGCACCAAAAGCUGGAAAUAUCAAGGGUUAAAAUUACUAAAUUCAUGUUUACAUUGCAGCACUAAGUUUGCUUCCAGUGGCUGGCUGGCACUUCCUGGAUCGAAACGGACCUUUGUUGCGGUAUCUGACACUGGACGUCCUCUUGCUCUGCAUGAGCGAUAGUGCCAAGAAUACAGCUUUGUAUUCCUUGCACUCUAGUAUCCCUUUCAAAUUUGAUAUUUCUUGGUAAAUUGCCAGCAGUGUAGUUCCAAGGUUAAACUGUAUAUUAAAUUGUGAGGAUGUGAAAUCAGGACUUGCGUUUCAUCCAACUUAAAUAAACGAUGUUUUAUUAACCAUAAAAUUGUUUCCAUGAUAACAUAGUCAGCACUUUGGGCAUUGCAGAGCUUAUCAUUUGUGAACGUUUCUACAACUUUGGGCACUAGUUGUCAUUGAACACUUAGGUUACAUUCAUUCCCUUCCAAACAUAAUGUAACUUUUUUUUUUUUUUUGUCCUACUUGCUUUAUUGCAAUUUCAUAUUUCCACUCAACACAGAAGUCAUGUGUUAAAUGACCUCUAGACAACAUUUAUUGUCUUGUUUGAACAUUAACCUGAGCAUGUGACUCAAAGGGACAAACAUGCUUAUUGUAUGUUCCAAAUAUGGAAAGGUGGUAGUGACAAAAUUACUCUGUCAUGUGUUAUGGAAAAUAAUGCUGUGAGUGUUCAUAUUGUCACUUUGUUACAGCAUUAUUUUCUAUAACACGUGACAGAGUAAUUGGUUUACACAUUUUUAUUCAUGAAUGAACUGUUAAAAUAACCCUGUAGUUACAGUAACACAAAAUCUUGACUUUCAAUAUUGCUUCUGCGCCAAGAUCAGCUUAAAACCUAUACAUACCUUUACAGAUGAGUGACAUUUUACCUGUCCCUCGCCACACAUCUGGUCAGGCAGUUAGGCAACCAUUUUCUCUCUAGAGUACAGCAGAACUAAACCUCACUUUAGGCAGCUAUCUGCUGACCACAGCUAAACCCUGCUUGUUUUAUACAGCAGCAUGGAAUAUUGCUGCACUGGUUAAAUUGUCCUUAGAUUUAAACACGUUCAUUAUCUCUUAACUUUGUCUUCAACCAAAGAAGCAUAGUAUUUUUACUAUGUAAUAAUUAAAAUUGAUGAAUAGAUCUUUAAGAACUCUUACAGCACGUUUUAUAAAUCGAUCUAGUGAAACUGGUAAGGAAAUGGAGGAUUAAUGCUGUAAGGGUCAGUGUCACAUGGAAUGACCAUAAAAACACUACAGCAAGUUUGCAUAUAAUGUGAAGCUAUACACUAAAAACAAAAUGAAAAUGACUACUAGUGCAAUGGGUCUAGUGCUGUGGAAUCAGAGGCCCUGCUUGGGGAAGUAGAAUGGAUGGGAAAGUAAUCAAUCCCUAUAUAUAGUCUCUUUCCAAGCACAGUAGCAAUGAUGUGAUCGCUUUCUUGCUUUUCAUGUCCUGAGAUGGUCAUGGAACCUAAGGCACUCUUUAAAAUAUCUUCCUGGGGGGUAAAUUCAUUGAGUGGUGAACUUUGCUAGGUUGAUUGCUUUUUCCACCUCUGCAGUUUUGUAACUUGAAAGGCCAUCCAAAACAAAUAAUAGAAGAACAAAGAACAUUCACAAUGAGGAACAAUCAUUUUAAUUCAUUCAGAACAGGCAAGCUAGUUAGAAGCAGAACUUUGCAAAAUAUACCAUUUUCUCUGAAAAAGUUUACAUUGAAGAACCUCCAGGGACAUGCUAUAGACACCCAAAACACUACUACAUUAAGCUGUAGUGAUUCUGGUGACUAUAGUGUCCCUUUAAAUUUUAAAUUCACCUUGAAUUCUCACUUUAGUGACUGACCCUGUUUAUUUUCAUUUAGCGUAAAUUUUGAUUUAAAUGACCGUUAGAAAUAACGUUACCUACCGAACCUGAUUACCUGAGCACCCAGUGUUUUAGUGUUUUAGUGUGUGUGUGUGUGUAUAUAUAUAUAUAUAUAUAUAUAUAUAUAUAUAUAUAUAUAUAUAUAUGUAUGUAUGUAUGUGUAUAUGUAACAAAAUACACUUAAAAUGACAUUCUCUCUCUGAUUUGAUUGACAUGCCUGACAACACAGGGAGAAAGUGCAGAGAAUUUAAUUCGCAAGCACUAUAUUUGACCCCGUAACUCUCCAAAACACCAUAAAACCUGUACAUAGGGGGUACCAUGUCCAGUCAUUGUUAGUAGCCACUUAGUCACAAACACUGGCCAAAUAUUAGUUUUUUGCUUUUUUCACACAAAAACAAAUAUGAACGCUAAGUUUGGCAAGUGUUUGUGACUAAGUGGCUACUAAAAAAAGACUAAACAUACCCCACGUUCAAUACCUUGGCUUGUCUACUUUUUCAAAUGGUAUGCCAUUAUGGGGGUAAAUCUCAUUCCUGGGCUACCACACCGUCUCAAAGGUAACAUUACUAACCUGGCAAAUUUCAAUUUGAAAAUGGAACGUUCUAUAUUUGACCCUGUAACUUUCCAAAACACUAUAAAACCUGUUAAUAGGGGGUACUGUUGUACUCAUGAGACAUCGCUGAUUACAAAUAUGUGCAUUUUGUUGCAGUAAAACCUAACAGUAUUAUGACAUUUACAGCUAAAAUGUGAGGCGGAACUACAAUUUUUUUUUUUGAAUUUUUUUUUACAAUUUCACAGUUUUUUAAAAUUUUUUUUUUUUUUUAGUAAUAAAUUGUUUCAUAUAUAAAUAUUUGAUAUGAAAUUAAAGCCCUGUUUCUCCUGAACAAAAUGAUAUAUAAUAAGUGUGGGUGCAUUUAAUAUGAAAGAGGUGAAUUACGGUUGAACAGACAUAUAGCGCAAAUUCCAGUUUUUGUUUACGUUUUGUUUUGAUCAGAACGUAUACUAUUGACUCCGUCCUGAAGGGGUUAAAACGGGCAGAACAUACACACGAGUGAGAGGGAAAAACCAGCUUUCAUGGGGUAUAAUUUUUGAGUAGCAGUGUUAAGGGUGAGGGUUACCCAUAUAGAUAGUGCAGGACUUAAAGGAGCACUAUAGUCACCUAAAUUACUUUGGCUAAAUAAAGCAGUUUUAGUGUAUAGAUCAUUCCCCUGCAAUUUCACUGCUCAAUUCACUGUCAUUUAGGAGUUAAAUCACUUUGUUUCUGUUUAUGCAGCCCUAGCCACACCUCCCCUGGCUAUGAUUGACAGAGCCUGCAUGAAAAAAAAACUGGUUUCACUUUCAAACAGAUGUAAUUUACCUUAAAUAAUUGUAUCUCAAUCUCUAAAUUGAACUUUAAUAACAUACAGGAGGCUUUUGCAGGGUCUAGCAAGCGAUUAACAUAGCAGGGGAUAAGAAAAUCUUAAUUAAACAGAACUUGCAAUAAAGAAAGCCUAAAUAGGGCUCUCUUUACAGGAAGUGUUUAUGGAAGGCUGUGCAAGUCACAUGCAGGGAGGUGUGACUAGGGUUCAUAAACAAAGGGAUUUAACUCCUAAAUGGCAGAGGAUUGAGCAGUGAGGCUGCAGGGGCAUGUUCUAUACACCAAAACUGCUUCAUUAAGCUAAAGUUGUUCAGGUGACUAUAGUGUCCCUUUAAUACUGCUGUACUGAUGAAGCAAAGCCCUAGCUUAGAGAGUUUUUGGGAGUAAGUGAUGGUCUAGAAUUAUUAAGCUGGGCUAGAGUAAGGAUAGGUAUAAUUAAUUUUUUUUUUUUUACCACUGUUCGGGGCAAAUGAGUGGCGAGGAAACAAAAUAUUUGACCAUGUCACUGUUAUUUAUGUGAGUUAUCCUGAAAGUAUGCCACACUACGUUUGUUUUGUUUGAAUGGACCUUUUUGAAAAAAAACUGAUUUUCAACAAAAAAAAAACCAAAACCCAGUGAUUGCUCAUAAAUAUUUUUUAAACUGAUGUCUCAAAAGGUUUUUUUUGCUUUCCUGACUUGUUGCAACAGUACCAAAACUAAAAAUAUAUACUUUAGGUUUGUGUUUUAACCACAAAACCCCUGAUGUAUUAAUUUGUCUUUAUAAAAGCAUAAUACGGUGCUUUAAUGGAGAAAAAAAGGAAACCUGUAAAGAAUUUUCUUUAUAAUUAAUCAAUCUAUAUUUUUGUAUACCAAUCAUUUUAUUUGUGUGUGUGUGUGUGUGUGUGUGUGUGUGUAUAUGUAUAUGUAUAUAUAUGUAUAUGUGUAUAAUAUAUAUAUGUAAUAUAUAUAUAUAAUUUUUUAUUUAUUUUUUUGCUGUUCCUUCAACAGAAAUUGGAAUUGUGGCCAAGUCAUAUAUAGACCAAGGUCAACUGGUUCCAGAUGAUGUCAUCACUAAACUCAUUCUGCAAGAACUAAACAGUAUGAGAACUAAUUCCUGGCUGCUUGAUGGUAUGUGUAUUCACAAUCUACUACACUAAAAGUGUUUUGAUGCUUGAAUCUAAGUUGCAUGCUUUUAAUCAUAAAUGUAAAUCGGUAGUAUUUUUUCAUUUAAAUGUAUAAGUGAAAACCGCUUUAUAUCCGAUAAUAAAACUGUGUUCUAAUAAAUAGUAAGCCACAGGAUCAUAAUAGAUAGUGAGUAUAAUGCAGCAUUCUAAAAACACAUGUGGAUAAGAAGGAAAUGUUCUAAGUUAAAUGUUUUUCUGUUGAAAAAGUUACUUCUACAGGAAAAUCAUUGUUUUCUACCAAAAUGGCACCUUCAUGUCAGCUGGUCCCCAAAUGAUUUAUGGCAUCUCCAAUCUUAAAUGUGUCAUCUAUAUUAUUAUGCAACCACAAAGUGCCUUAUAUGUAGUCUUUAACUAUUGAAGGGUCAAAUGGGGGAUGGGUUGCCAUAUAAUAACAUUUAAAUGAACACAAUAGUGUUGGUAAUACAAAGCUGUAUUCCUGACACUAAAUUGUCCCGAUACCCCUGUGGAACCCCCCUUACCAUGACAAUCAAAGUGUUAAAACCCCUUUAAACUCUUACUCGUUUCCAGCACUGGCUCGUCUCAUUGCGAGGGCAAACCUAAUGGCAUGCGUAGCGUGCGCUGCACUCUCAUUAGGCCUUCCCCAAAGGAAAGUAUUGAAACAAUGCUCUCCUAUGGAGCUUUGCAAGACACAGGACAUCCUCAUGCAACUUGUGAGGAUGUCCAGCGUCGUUUCACUGAGUUAAAGUCUGUGAAACAGCAAAAAGCAUCUAUAGUGGCUCUCUGGCUGACUGCCACUAGAGGCCGUCUUAAAGGGACAUUAUAGUCGUCAAAACAACUUUAGCAUAUUAAAGCAGGUUUGAUGUAUAGCUCAUGCCCCUGCACUCUCACUGAUCAAUUCUCUGCCAUUUAGGAGUUAAAUCAAUUUGUUUAUGCAGCACUAGUCACACCUCCCUGCAUGUGAUUUGUACAGCGUUCCUAAACAUUUCCUGUAAAGAGUCAUCUAAUGUUUAUACUUCUUUUAUUGCAAAUUCUGUUUAAUUUAGAAUUUCUUAUGUCCUGCACUGUUAAAAGCUUGAUAGACCCUGCAGGAGCCUUCUAUAUAUGAUUAAAGUUUAAUUUAGCGAGCAGGAGAGCCGCCUAAUGACCCUCCAUGGCAAUUAUUACAAUUUAUCAAAAACUGCAAUAAUUACCAUUGCAGGGUUAAGGGACCUUGGACACUGCACCCAGACCACUUCAAUGAGCUGAAGUGGUCUGGGUGGCUAUACUUGGCCCUUUAAGGUGAAAAUAGCCAAACUGCAAACAUUGCAAUUCACUUUGACCCUGUAUAUCAAGGGAAAUCAGCUUUUGGCACUCCAGAUGGAGUGGACUACAUCUCCCAUGCUGCUCUUACAGUCUUAAUUCUGGCAAAGCACCAUGGAGUGCCAAAGGUUGCCUACCCCUGGACUAUAUGCUUUGAAAUGUAUCUGCAGUUGACUAUCUCUGUAUAACAUUGAACUUGCAGGCCUGACUGCUUCUAAUUAUGAAUUGACUCCCGCUGUGUUCUUGUUUGAGAUUUUUUAUUUUUUUUAUUUAUUUAUAUAUAUUUUUUUAUGCGAAAGUGGAUUGGUGCUAAACAUGUUGACCAAUUACUUAUGAUUGACAGAUCCUCAAUGUACUUGUAGGUUAGCUGUUUGACCUUCCUUGGGGUCAACAAAGAAAUUAUUUCCGUACAAGCUAAAUAUAUAAAAAUCCAUUGGUAUCCAUCAUUACUAGAUCAUUUCUUUGAUAAGUGUUCAACAGAAUUUAGUAAGAAUGAGAAAUGAAUCCAAGCAUGAUUUGUAUGUGGUUUUUCUUUUGUUAGUGUUGUAUUUUUAUUUUAUUUUAUUGUGUAAACCUCAUUUAACAAGCCAUCUUAAUUUAGGUUUUCCUAGGACUGUCCCACAGGCGAAGGCUCUGGAUGACGCUCAUCAGAUAAAUUCUGUGAUCGAUUUGAAUGUUCCAUUUGAAACCAUUAGACAGAGACUAACUGCACGAUGGAUCCACCCUGGCAGUGGCAGAGUUUACAACACAGAAUUCAAUCCUCCCAAAGUUUUGGUAAUGCUUGGUCUACUUAAACUUUUUUUUUAAUGUUUUUAUAUUUAAACCUUUCAUAAAUGGCAUUCACUUGAUACCUAGUCUAAACCCUGAAUGGCUGAAGUGACCGUUAAAGUGCAUGGAAUUUUGUCUUAAUUGGCAAGAGAGUGUAAUGCAGGUAAACCAAGGUCAGAGACCAUUAAGAGAGGUGAACGGGACAAUGUCGAAUGUGCAUCAAAAAUACAGCAAUAGAAUGGUGGGAAUUAAUCUGUCAAGCAGAGGGACAGGACCAUGGUGGAUAAUGCACAAGGAAAAUAGGAAAUCCUCUGAAUGAAUAAGUUAUAAUUCUCAUGAUGCUUCCUCUUUGCAAUAGCACUUCACAUGGCAUUUUAGUUUAUUUGGGGUGACUGUUUUGCAUGGUGACAUUUUCUAAAUAAAAUAAAACAAGAUUGUUAAUUGUUUUUGGUAGAGUUGGAUGAGCUAUGAGUUAUGUAUUUUUAUUUUCUAGGGCAUUGAUGAUAUCACUGGAGAGCCUCUAAUUCAACGAGAAGAUGACCAGCCUGAAACUGUUACUAAGAGACUGAAGGGCUACGAGGCUCUUACUAGGCCUGUUCUAGAAUAUUAUCGGUGAGAAAGUCAUUUUUAAAAUAGAACUUAAUGAUAGGUUGUAAGAAUGCCAUAAUACAUAUAUACUUUUUUUUUUUUUUUUUUUGUUUGAAAGCUUCUUUUCAGAUAUACAUGUUUAAAGGGAAAGUCUAUGCAACAAACUCAUCUCACUCAGUGGCGGAUCCAGAGCCUGAUCUCGGGAGGGGCACUUGUAGAUUAUUUAAAGAAAUAAUCCAGACACAAUAACUACUACAGCUCAGUGUAGUGGUUAUGGUGUCAAUAGUGCCGGGACCCCCUCCUAGAGUAAGUAGUCAAACCGUUUAAGAACAGUUUGACAACUUACCUGAGGUCUGCUGGGAAAUGGGGCGGUAGUAGGGCAUAGGAGCAGUGGUGUGUGUGAGUGGUGCAAUGUGUAAGGGAUGCAGUGUGUGUGUGUGUGUGAGGGGGACAGUGUGUGAGCAGUGUGUGUGUGUGUGUGUGUGUGUGAAGGUUGUAGUGUGUGAGUAGGGGGGGCAGUGUAUGUCAGGGAUGCAGUGUAUGUGUGGGACAGUAUGUGUGUGUAACAGUUGCAGUGUGUGUGUGAAUGUGGGCAAUGUGUGUGUAUGGGGCAGCAGUGUAUGGGGCAGUAUGUGUGUAUGGGGCAGUAUGUGUGUGUGUAUGUGUAUGUGUGUAUGGGGGGCAGUAUGUGUGUAUGGGGGCAGUAUGUGUGUGUAUGGGGGCAGCAUGGGGGGCAGUAUGUGUGUGUAUGGGGGCAGUAUGUGUGAAUGGGGGGCAGCAUGGUGGUCAGUAUGUGUGUAUGGGGGGCAGUAUGUGUGUGAAUGGGGGCAGCAUGGGGGGUCAGUAUGUGUGUAUGGGGGUCAGUAUGUGUGUAUGGGGGGCAGCAUGGGGGCAGUAUGUGUGUGUAUGGGGGGGCAGUAUGUGUGUAUGGGGGGGCAGCAUGUGUGUAUGGGGGGGCAGCAUGUGUGUAUGGGGGGGCAGUAUGGGGGCUAUGUGUGUGUGUGUGUGUGUUAAGGGUGGGGGGGCUUUUUUUUAUAAUUUAUAUCUUUAUUUAAUUAAAAAAAACAAAUAUUCUAUGUCCCCCCUCCCUUCUUACCUUUAUUGAGGAGGAGGGGGGACAUAUUUUCAUCCCUGGUGGUCCCAGUGGUGAUUCCCUGGUGGUCCCAGUGGUGAUUCCCUGGUGGUCCCAGUGGUUACAGUGAACUCUAGCCCGCGCUCCCGGGCUAGAGUUCACUCUCGCGAGAUUUGGAGCGUUGCCGUGGUAACCGCGGCAACGCUCCAAAUCUCGCGAGAGGAGGACCCGGAGGAGCUGCAGACUGAGCUCCCGGGUCCUCCCUCUCCCUCCCCUGCCGGCUGUCAGCACAGUGCCUGCGGACCGGGGAGGGAGAGCUCUGAUCUCCCCUCCGGUCCGCAGGCACAUUGCAGGGCUAGCACCUGCAUGUGCUGCAGGGGAGGGAGACCGGCGGAUUUCUCGGGGGGGGCAAUUGCCCCGUUGCCCCCCCCCCCCUGGAUCCUCCAGUGAUCUCACUCUAGUAGUUAUAUUGCCUAAAAUUUCUGAUUGUCAAAAUGUUUACAAGUCUCUGUGCCUUUGCUUUAUUUAUAAUGCAGAAUUUGCACUUUUAUCAUUGAGUUUGUCUAAGCAGGGCGGCAACGACAGGCUGUGAGCAUUAGUGUAACCUGCCACCACCACUCUCAAGCGGUCACUGGUGUCGAUUCAGUUGUUAAUAUAAUUAAGAUUCAUCGUGAGCCAAGUUUACUAGUCCUCCAGCUAAAUAUCUGUAAUGUUGUACAACAUGAAUAGAACUAAUUAUACUGAAGGGGAAAAGAAAACAACCUCUGACCGAUAUGAUGGAAUAAAACCUAAAAUACAUUAAGAUAAAAUUCAAGGUGAUGUUUAUCACUGCAUCCAUUUGAGGAGUUUGUGAGUACCAUUUAUUUGAUUUGGCAGCGCAUUAUAAGCCAAAACAGAGUGAUGAUGUAACCUGGUACUAUAUCGUCCUAUGUUAGCCUUGUUCUAGAAUUAUAAAUACAGACUACUUUACAGAAGCUGACUUGGUACAGAGUGAAUAAAGCUUCUGACCUAAUAUAAUGCUCAGGUUGAAUAAUGAAAUUUGCCUUUAUUGAGAAAAGAUUGUUGGGUGAGGUGAUGAAGUCUAUGGUAAUAUUCAUAUGUCGAAAUUUCCAGAGAGAUUGCGAUUCUCUCUAUUAAAUUUAUUGUGGUGACUUUUCUUAGCAUUCCCCAUAGUACUCAUAGUAAGUGUGCAUAACCUGAAAGGCAGUUAACUAAUACGGUGCAACUUUGUAAAGGAAAAAAAAACACAUUUACUAUAGAAUACAUAAAGUUCACAAUUUGUCUGUAUGUAUGGUUUGCUAGAAUAUACAAACUCUAUUCCCCCCUUACACCCCAACCCCCCCCAAAAGAAUAUAUGUAUUACUUCAAAAUCGAGAGAGUGUGUGUGUGUGUGUGUGUGUGUGUAUUUUUUUUUUUAUUUUUUUUAUGUAUAUAGUAAUUAUUGGAGGUUCUGAGAUGCAGUCGGUUCACAAAAUGGGAACUUAUGUUCCUGUAGUUUUUAUGAGUACAAUUGCAGGGUCUGUUCAGUAGUGUUCUCUAAUAUGGAAAUUGCAUUCAUGACAUUUCGCUCUGAUCUCUUUAGAAACAAGGGUGUGUUGGAAACAUUUUCUGGGACGGAGACCAACAAGAUCUGGCCACAUGUCCAUGCAUUCCUUCGUACUAAGCUGCCUGAUGUAAGCCAAGAAUAAGCAGGGAGCAGAGGAGACAAAGCAAAUUUUAUCCCGCAGAGCAUGCAUUAUGCCUUGUAUCAUGAAUGUAAACAUUUCACCUACAUGAAGUACCUGUCCGAGCUGAAUCUUUUUAAACGUUUUAUCGUAUGGAUCUUUUGUAGAUCUUUUUCAUUGUUUAUGCAUUUUUAAUUCUAAUGAUUUUUAAAUAUCUAUUUUUAUAGGCAUUUAAGCACAUGUGGACAGGGUUGAAAAAGAAAACCUAACUUGAUGUAAAAAAAAAAAAUAUAUAUAUUGAUAAUCAGAUGUUCUGCUUUAUUUUAUAACUUUCCUUUGCUUUCUUGAGGAUGAGAUGGGGAAAUAUCAAACUAUCAAACAUUAUUAUUUUUGUUUUGUUUUAUUAAUACUCCAACAAGAAUCCUAACCUUCUGUGGGUAAAUAUCCUUAACGAAUGUUUAGAGACACACAAAAACAAAACAAUGGAUCAUCUGUACCAUGUGCUUAAACUGUAUAAAAGGUUAUCAUGACUUGUUUAAAUCUUGUGUAGAGCAGCAAUUUCUAAACUUUGCACCCAAUAUGUAUGCCAACUACAUUUCCCAUAAUGCAUUGCAGAGCAUUAUGAGAAAUGUAAUUUGCAAACAACUAGGUUAAGUUUAGGCUAGUGUUGAGCUAUAUCCCGGUGUUUGACUAAAAUUGAAUGUACAUUUUUCAUUUUAAAAGAAACUGGGGCUUUUUAUUAUAUGAACUAUAUUCCUAACAGGAAGAGAAAAUCUUGAAAAGAUAAAAAUGUAAAACUGUCUUUCAUGGGGAAAAAAAAAAAUAGAUUUAUUUGGGGAAUUGGAUAAAUUUGGGGAGAUUUGUCAAAGGGUUCUCUCCUAAAAAGUGGUCCAAAGUCCUAAAUGCGUGGUAGUUACCAUGGAAAUCUGCAAGCACAUUCCAUUGGUAACUCCCCCCCAUUUUACAUUUUGAACCACAUUUUAGAACAGAACACUUUGAUAAAUCUCCACCAUUGUUUCUUUUUCUACCCCAGAUCACUAGUCCUUGUGGCCCAUGUCUUAACUGAUAGCAAAUGUGUCCAUUGGAUAUUAUUGCUGUCACUGGUAAAUAUAAAAUGUCUGCCCUUUUGGUGCAGUUUCCUAUCAGUUCUCUUAGCCUUUUUAAGGAUCCCUCUUCUUGAUUUUAAAAUGUUGUAUAUAACUGAAGUCUUUAUCCUACUGCCAGCCUUAUGACGUGUUGUAGUUAUGCCUUUUUUACAUCCAUAUGCCUGAUACAGUCGCUGGUUUUUCAUAAUGACCUCCUUUUAAUGCAGUGUUUUUACGGUCACAUUUUAAAUCUGUAGCAGAUUGUAAGCCGCUUAUUUCAUUUAGGUGAUGUGAAAAUCUAUUUUUAUACAUAUAUAUACAUGAAGCUUGACUAUUGGAAACACAAAACCUUGAUAUGUUUGUUCAACAAUGUGAAAAUGUAAAAAUACUUGAAAUAAGUUUGGUACUGUACUUGAUUCUUGUCCAGUAAAAAAGUGAAACAAACA
Molecule: messenger RNA, 15902 nt
Organism: Pelobates cultripes (western spadefoot toad)
Lineage: Eukaryota; Metazoa; Chordata; Amphibia; Anura; Pelobatidae
Source: the annotation of a GenBank genome assembly